AUGAGUGAGCCCACCAAGAUCAGCAUCUUGGGCCGGGAGAGCAUUGUCGCUGAUUUUGGUCUGUGGCGCAACUUUGUCGCGACAGACCUGAUCACCGGCCUGCCCUCGACCACCUAUGUCCUUGUUACCGAUACAAACCUCGGAUCGAUAUACAUCCCUGCCUUCGAGAAAGCCUUCGAAGCUGCUGCCAUUUCGGUUUCGCCAGCUCCUCGUCUUUUGACCUAUAAUGUCGCACCGGGAGAGAGCUCAAAAUCCCGCCAAACAAAAGCCGGUAUUGAGGAUUGGAUGCUAAGCCAAAACCCACCAUGCGGCCGUGAUACAGUUGUCAUCGCGCUUGGUGGUGGUGUCAUUGGGGACCUGACUGGUUUCGUAGCGGCCACCUACAUGCGCGGCGUUCGCUAUGUGCAGGUGCCUACGACGCUUCUGGCCAUGGUGGAUUCCUCAAUUGGCGGGAAAACAGCCAUUGACACUCCAUUAGGCAAGAACUUGAUUGGUUCAAUCUGGCAACCGUCAAGGAUUUACAUCGAUCUCGAAUUUUUAGAAACCCUUCCUGUGCGAGAGUUCAUCAACGGUAUGGCUGAGGUGAUCAAGACUGCCGCCAUCUCAAGCGAAGAGGAGUUUACCGCGCUCGAGGAUAAUGCAGAGGCUAUUCUGAGCGCAGUCCAUAGCGAAGUGAAGCCUGGAAGUGGCCGCUUUGAUGGGAUUCGAGAUAUUCUCAAAGCCCGAAUUUUGGCCUCCGCUCGUCACAAGGCGUACGUUGUCUCUGCCGAUGAGCGUGAGGGUGGCCUUCGCAACCUUUUAAACUGGGGUCACUCCAUCGGCCAUGCUAUCGAGGCGAUCUUGACCCCCCAGAUUCUCCAUGGAGAGUGUGUUGCUAUCGGGAUGGUGAAGGAAGCAGAGCUCGCUCGUCACCUAGGCGUCCUUAAGGGUGUCGCAGUGGCCCGUAUUGUCAAGUGUAUCUCGGCGUAUGGCUUGCCUACGACUAUCAAGGAUUCCCGCGUACGUCAGUUGACCGCCGGUAAACACUGCUCUGUCGAACAGCUUCUAUUCAACAUGGCCCUGGACAAGAAGAACGAUGGUCCCAAGAAGAAGGUCGUUCUGUUGUCUGCAAUUGGACGUACCUAUGAGCCUAAGGCCAGUACGGUCUCCAAUCAAGAUAUUGGUGUUGUUCUGGCUCCUAGCGUUGAGAUCCAGCCUGGAGUGCCCAAGACUCUUAACGUUACCUGCGCUCCCCCAGGCUCAAAGAGUAUAUCUAACCGAGCCCUGGUUCUGGCUGCUCUCGGUUCUGGAACUUGUCGUAUUAAGAACCUUCUUCACUCCGAUGACACGGAGGUCAUGCUUAAUGCCUUGGAGCGUCUCGGGGCUGCAACUUUCUCCUGGGAAGAAGAAGGCGAGGUUCUUGUUGUGAAUGGAAAGGGAGGGAAUAUUACUGCUAGCCCCUCACCUCUCUAUCUUGGCAAUGCUGGUACUGCAUCUAGAUUCUUGACAACUGUGGCAACUCUUGCCAAGCCAAGUACCGUUGAGGAAAGUGUCCUUACCGGUAACAGCCGCAUGAAGCAAAGACCCAUUGGGGAUCUUGUGGAUGCACUUACCGUGAACGGAGCCGGAAUCGAGUACUUAGAGCGCAAGGGUAGCCUUCCGCUCAAGAUUGCCGCUUCGGGUGGCUUUGCUGGAGGCAAGAUUAACCUCGCUGCCAAGGUCUCUUCGCAGUAUGUCUCCUCGCUGCUCAUGUGUGCUCCGUACGCCAAGGAACCCGUUACCUUGAAAUUAGUUGGAGGGAAGCCUAUUUCGCAACCUUACAUUGAUAUGACUACCGCGAUGAUGCGAUCUUUUGGCAUUAAUGUGGAGAAGUCCACCACCGAAGAACACACCUACCACAUCCCGCAGGCUAACUAUGUCAACCCUGCUGAGUAUGUUGUCGAGAGUGAUGCCAGCUCUGCUACGUACCCUCUCGCAAUAGCUGCUAUCUCUGGCACAACCUGCACUGUCCCCAACAUUGGCUCCAAGUCUCUUCAGGGUGACGCUCGUUUUGCCGUAGAUGUUCUCCGGCCUAUGGGCUGCACCGUCGAACAAACUGACACCUCCACUACAGUCACUGGACCCAGUAGCGGAAUUCUUCGUCCACUUCCGAAUGUUGAUAUGGAGCCAAUGACCGAUGCUUUCCUUACUGCGUCAAUUCUUGCGGCUGUUGCUCGAGGCGAGGGCUCAAACCACACUACCCGUAUCUACGGUAUCGCAAACCAGCGUGUCAAGGAGUGCAACCGAAUCAAGGCCAUGAAAGAUGAGCUUGCUAAAUUUGGUGUGGUUUGCCGAGAGCAUGAUGACGGUCUUGAAAUUGAUGGAAUCGAGCGCUCUACCCUCCGUCAGCCCUCUGGUGGCAUUUUCUGUUACGAUGAUCAUCGUGUGGCCUUCAGUUUCAGUGUCCUAUCCCUCGUCGCUCCUAAACCAACCCUUAUUUUGGAGAAGGAAUGUGUUGGAAAGACAUGGCCCGGUUGGUGGGAUACCCUGAAGCAGAUGUUCUCUGUCAGUCUUGAUGGCAAGGAACUCACAGAAGAGGAACUCGCCGUUUCAACCCAGGAGGAAAAGGCAAGCGCUUCUAUCUUCAUCAUCGGCAUGCGCGGUGCUGGAAAGACCACUGCUGGAAGCUGGGUUGCCAAGAGCCUCGACCGCCCUUUCAUUGACCUUGAUACCGAACUUGAGAAGACGGAGAGCUUGACCAUUCCAGACAUGAUCAAAGAACGCGGCUGGGAAGGAUUCCGCGAGGCUGAGCUUGCUUUGCUGAAGCGCACUUUGCAGGAUCGCCCAACUGGGUAUGUCUUUGCUUGUGGUGGCGGGAAUGUUCUUCUUGUCAUGCGAGACAUCAAGGACGUUAUGGACUUUUUGCAGGUUGAUCAGACCCGCCCCGCCUAUGUGGAAGAUAUGAUGGGUGUAUGGCUUCGUCGUAAACCUUGGUUCCAGGAGUGCAGCAACAUUCAGUACCAUAGUCAACGAACAGACAAGAAAGACCUUGCUCUGGCAUCGGAGGACUUCUACCGCUUCAUGAAGGUGGUCACUGGCCAAGUGGAUAAUCUCAGUGAGAUCAAGAAAAAGAAGCACUCUUUCUUCGUUUCCUUGACCCUGCCAGAUCUUCGUGAAUGUGCUGAUAUUCUGGGUGAAGCAUGCGUGGGCUCGGAUGCUGUUGAGCUGCGUGUUGAUCUCCUCCAGGAUCCUACCAGCGACAGUGACAUCCCUUCCGUGGAGUACGUCGUUGAGCAGAUUUCUUUCCUCCGUCGUCAAGUCUCGCUCCCUGUCAUCUUCACUAUUCGCACCAAGAGCCAAGGAGGUCGUUUCCCUGAUGAUGCUUACGAAGCUGCCAAACAACUCUACAGACUUGCCUUCCGUACAGGCUGUGAAUUUGUUGAUCUUGAGAUCGCAUUCCCCGAUGAGUUGCUGCGCACUGUCUCUGAAAUGAAGGGAUACUCUAAGAUUAUAGCGUCGCACCACGACCCUCAAGGGAAGUUGUCGUGGGACAACAUGUCCUGGAUUCCAUCUUACAAUAAGGCUCUUGAAUACGGCGAUAUUAUCAAGCUUGUUGGUGUCGCUCGGACCUUGGAGGACAACAAUGCACUUCGGAAAUUCAAGAACUGGGCAGCCGAAUCGCACGAGACCCCAUUAAUCGCCAUCAACAUGGGCGAUAGUGGUCAACUCAGCCGCAUCCUCAACGGCUUCAUGACUCCGGUGUCUCACCCCAGUCUUCCUUUCAAGGCUGCCCCCGGCCAGCUCUCCGCAAAGGAGAUCCGCAAGGGCCUUUCAUUGAUUGGCGAACUCAGGGCAAAGCAAUUUGCAGUCUUCGGCUCCCCAGUCUCCGCCUCUCGGUCGCCACCCCUACACAACGCUCUUUUCGCCGAGACUGGCCUUCCUCACAGCUACGGACGUCUGGAGACUACCAAUGCAGAGGAUGUGAAGGACUUUAUUCGAGCUCCUGACUUCGGUGGUGCAUCUGUGACGAUCCCCCUCAAGCUCGACAUCAUGCCUCUUCUGGAUGAGGUCGCUCAAGAGGCCGAGAUCAUUGGCGCUGUUAACACCAUUGUCCCCAAGGAAGAGAGUGGAAAAACACGUCUUAUCGGCUACAACACUGACUGGAGAGGCAUGAUCAACUCGCUUCGCAACGAGGGCGUCUUUGGGUCUACUGGCUCGGAAGGUGCCAUUGUUGUUGGUGGCGGUGGAACUGCUCGUGCCGCCAUCUACGCUCUCCACCACAUGGGUUAUUCCCCUAUCUAUGUGAUCGGACGUUCUGCGAGCAAGCUGGAGGGCAUGAUCUCGACUUUCCCCACAAACUACAACAUCCGAAUUGUCGACAACCCUAAGCAACUUGACGCCAUUCCACGGGUUGCUAUCGGCACUAUUCCUGCCGAUGGGCCCAUUGACCCUAGCGUCCGGGAAACCCUCUGCCAUAUGUUCGAGCGUGCCCAAGAAGUCGAUAACAACCCCAGUGAACUCGAGGCAUCCCGUGUGCUUCUGGAGAUGGCCUACAAACCCUCUGUAACUCCUCUAAUGCAGCUAGCUGCUGAUGCAGGCUGGAAGACCAUUCCUGGCCUCGAGGUCCUUGUUGGUCAAGGCGUGCACCAGUUCAUUCACUGGACUGGUAUUACUCCCUUGUACCACGUUGCAAGAAAUGCUGUCAUGGGUAACGACUCUGCAUGA
This is a messenger RNA of Penicillium chermesinum, 4683 nucleotides long. RefSeq names its product pentafunctional protein ARO1. Gene Ontology annotation, cellular component: cytoplasm. The record is from RefSeq and is a predicted model, not a curated record. NCBI's taxonomy places the organism in Eukaryota, Fungi, Ascomycota, Eurotiomycetes, Eurotiales, Aspergillaceae. The coding region runs from base 1 to 4683 and encodes 1560 amino acids. Gene Ontology annotation, molecular function: 3-phosphoshikimate 1-carboxyvinyltransferase activity; 3-dehydroquinate dehydratase activity; 3-dehydroquinate synthase activity. Gene Ontology annotation, biological process: aromatic amino acid biosynthetic process; chorismate biosynthetic process. The transcript has 4 exons.